CUUUCACUGAUAGCACAAGGAACCUAGCUGGCUAGCAGAAGUUCGUGAAAGAAAACAACGGAGCGCCUUACCUGCGAAACGACUGUCAUGGCUGUGUUGUGGUGUAAAUUGUGACAACUAACGCCAAGAUGAUGAACGACAUAAUCGAGGAGCCAGAAAAAGACACCCUCCUGGAAACGCAGCAGGAGCCACAAGUUUUGUCGGGAUCUAGUAGUGGCACAAGACCUAAGACCACAGAUGGAGGUAUCAGGCCAGUGGAGAAAAGAGGGCCUUACAUCAUGUCCAGAGCUCCAGCCAUCCACCUCAAACUACAGAAACACAGAGAGAUGGCGAGGAAAGCGCUCAAGAAGAAAGCCCUCUCCGGGGGAACUCCAGUGAUGCAUCAACCCAGACAAGGAGUUAAAAGGACAGUGAAGUACAACAAGGGCUACGCUGCUCUGAGUCAACACGCUGAAGAAACGUUGGUUGCACUGGACUCAGACAGUGACGAAGAGAUCGACUUUGAGCAGUAUUCCUCAGGAUACUCCUCCGCUGAGGUCCAUCCAGAUUUAAGCAGGCAGCUGCUUCAGGAUGGCUACCGUCUGGAUGAGAUCCCGGAUGACGAGGACCUGGACCUGAUUCCACCCAAAGCCAUGGGCUCCUCUGUGUGCUGCUGCUCCGAGGGCCCGUCAUGCUCCAUGCAGUGACGUCAGAGCUGGGACUUGGACCUUUGAAGGCUGGACUCUGACUUCAGCUGGCCUUAGACGCUGCUGCCUGACGCCUUCUCUUUACUGCAGCUCCGCUGCUGCACGCUGCCUGAGGACUUCCAGCCCUGAAGCCAAACUACUCCUUCUGCAGCAAGGUGUGCUGAGAUCGCUCGGCCCCUAUGAAGAUGCAGAUGGACGUGAGAGCAAGCCUUAUCUACUGUGACCCCCAAAGUUUGACCAAUUCUAUUUAUUUAUCCAGUUUACUUUUGAUAGGAUUAUCCAGAAUGGUAAUUACAAAUUACAUUUCUGCAACAGUCUCAGCACGGCACACACACAAGUGUGAUGGUUUGUAUGUUGAUGCUUUUAUCCUUUCAUGAAUCUGCAUAAAAGUUACUGAUUUAUCAGAGCUAAAUGAAAUAAUGCCACCACACUGACAACCCACACAAUGCAUUAUUAGUCUUUUUUCUGCUACUUGUAUCCUCAGAAACUCCAUUUGUUUGACUUCUAAAUGACAUGACCACCACAUGGAUGUAGCACCUAUUCUAACCAAACGGCACAAAAGCACCAAAUUGAAAUAGAAAGUUUAAGUAAAACUACUUAAUUUCUUCAUGUUUUAUGUGUAAUGAGUAAAUGUUGAUACCAUUUACAAAAGAAGUAAUUUGUUAACAAGUUUUCACUGAGCAAAUUACAACAAAGCAAGUAGACGUACAGGGAGACGUUUCCGUACAGCUGCUGAUACCAGCCAGAUGUUUGACCCCAAAUGCAAGUUCCUUAGCUAAAGUGCUUCUACGUGUGACAUGUUAUUACAUUUGGACUUUACAACCUGUGUAUUGCAUAUUGAACUGAUUUGAACUGAAUGGAAAAAACUUUACAUUUCCCAAAAAGCAAAGUUAUUUCUUCAGCAUAAAGACUCUUAUGAUAGGUUUCCUAAUAAAAAUGGUCAGAUUAGCAGGUCAUAUAUGGUCAGUGUCUUGUCCCAAGACAUUUACACAUUUAAUUAAAAAGAAACAUUUACAACAUAAAUUCUAAUUUUUAAGAAAUUGAUUUGCUAAAACAAAUUAAGAGUAAUUUUUAAAGUCCAUGUUUACGUUGGCUUAAAAUAUAUACAGUAUGUAGCAUUUUGCUUUUAAAAACAUUAUCCAGCAUCUCAUGAAACUCCUAAGAAGAAAAAGUGUGUGGACAUCAGAUUUGAGUCAUAUUAUUUAUAUAUUUAUUAUAUUUUUGUACACUAAAAAGUUAUUUACGUAACAUUCAGACCUAAGUUCAAACCACGUUAGUUUUUUAAGACAUUUUCUGUUUGUGUUGUGAUGUUUGUAGUUGCUUUUCACACAACAUACACAGAUAUAUAAUCUGAAAAAGAAAAGUAUUUCUCUGUUCUACUUUAGAAAAUGUAUCUGUUAAAUACAGUCUGGGUUGUACUUUUACUGUUAACUAGUUUAUUUUGAGACUAUGUCAACACAUACUUCUAGAUGUCAGAGACAGUGACAGUGAUCACCUCAGGAGAUUUUUGUCUUGUGUGUGAGUGUGAUUGCACAAAUAGAUGAAUUUGUUUGUUGCAUAUAUUUGUGCAAUUGAAGUUUGGAAAUUGCACAACUGGUUUGGUGCAUAAAGGUCUUAAGUCAGGAUGAAUAUGUUGCUACUAAGGAUUUUCUCAUGCUGUUAUGUUGUCACACUACAUCAUAUGCAUUAAAAAGCAGAAAAACCACAUGACAGUAACAAAGUUGAGGACUGGAAACGGUUUCUGUUAGGAUUAAUUAAACAUGUUGGACUAACUUCAGAGAGGAGGGAUCGGAUCAGAAAGUGGAUUUUGGAGAUGUGCGUUUGAGCCCCCUAGCCCUUCAAGGUUGAACUGAUCAUUCUGUUACACCAAGUCGGGAAAAACUUGAUUCAAUCAAAAUGCUUUAAAUACAUGAGUUGAAUUUUAAGUGUAUUGACCCAACUUUGACUUUGUGCUUAGUUUUUUUAUAUAUAUAAAAUUUUGCACUUAACACCAGUGGUCAGUAGCGAGUACACUUGACUCACCUGUGCUAUGCAACUUUUGGGACAAUCUGUUUGUUAUACAACGUUGUGCAAAGGUUGUGUUAUUGAGUGCUAAAUGCAAUAACUUUGUUUUUUUUUCUGUUAUGGUAAUAGUUUUUUUUUAUUUUAUUGUGCCAUUUAUUGGUUUAUAUUAUUAAAUAAAACACAAAUAACUGUU
This is a messenger RNA of Melanotaenia boesemani (Boeseman's rainbowfish), 2883 nucleotides long. It is a transcript of the gene fam219b, whose product is annotated as family with sequence similarity 219 member B. The record is from RefSeq and is a predicted model, not a curated record. The transcript is spliced from 6 exons. NCBI's taxonomy places the organism in Eukaryota, Metazoa, Chordata, Actinopteri, Atheriniformes, Melanotaeniidae. The coding region runs from base 129 to 686 and encodes 185 amino acids.